Manihot esculenta (cassava) is the source of this 1219-nucleotide messenger RNA. RefSeq lists its product as uncharacterized. Bases 248 to 892 code for a protein of 214 amino acids. The record is from RefSeq and is a predicted model, not a curated record. NCBI's taxonomy places the organism in Eukaryota, Viridiplantae, Streptophyta, Magnoliopsida, Malpighiales, Euphorbiaceae. The transcript is spliced from 3 exons.
AUAAACAAAAGGGAAAAGUGAGAAGUGGGCGAGAUUCUAAAUGAAGGAAAGAAGAUGGCUAUUAAAGCCCCCCAUGUGUUGAGCUAAAAUAGGCUAUGGCUGGACCAUUACUGCUACUACUGAUUUUAUCCUCAGUUCCGAAUUAUUUAGAAGCACAGAUCUCUUGAUUCUCAACUACCGAUAAAUCUACUUACUCCAACUUCAAUUGCUCUCUCCUUUUCUCUUCCGCCCGAAUUUUUUUCUUACCAUGGAGGGACCGCUUGAAACGGAAGGGACGAAAGCUUCUCGUCGGAAGGAGACUCUUUACGACGUGUUACAUCGUAUGCUUUCAACGAUCUUCUUUUCUGAUUCCGAUGGAUCAGAACCGCUGCUCCAGCGAAUCAAAAACUCUUUAUCGGAUAACGGUCCUCUUCUUAAGGAUGCUACUAGUAAUACUGGCCGGAAAAUUCUCCUCUGGACUCGCAGAGGCAGUCCUCUGCGGGCACUUCUCGUAAUCUCUGUUGGGACUAUUACUCUUCUUACAUUGACAGGAUUGCUUGUCUUUAUGCUUUUCUUUCUGGCAGCCACUGUCAAUGCCAUUAUUGUCUCUCUUCUCAUUUUUUUGGCAGCUAUAGGAGGCUUCACGGCUCUCUUCUUUGCUUGUGUAACAGCUAUAUAUAUAGGGGCAUUAUCAGUCGCCACAUUUGUGAUUUCCAUGGCAACAAUUUCGGCAAUUAUAGCUGUUUCUAUAGCUAUAGGUUGGAUUGGAUUUUUCUGGACUGUCUGGUUGGUGACAAAGAAAAGUUUCGAAGUAGCCAAGCAAUCGUUGAGCGUGACUGGAUCAGCAAUUUCAGCAUACUCUUUUGGUCGACAUGUGCCACACUAUCAAGAACUAGAUAAGCUGUCGAAUUGAGCCAUGAUACACUGAAGUCCAUUCAUGUGAAUGUCAUUGCAUGCCCUGGAUAUCUAUACAGCUUUACUUCUCUCACCAUUCUCAAGGUUGAUGACUGCUAUGCUAGUAUUUGUUGCUGGUCAUUGUUGCUGUCAUUCGGGAACUUUUGGUGAAAUCUACAGCUACAGUUUUAAAGCAUAUGUGAUAAGCACUGUGGUGUUGGAUAUAUUGUUCAAAUUGUGUAAUGAGCUGUUGCAUGGAGAUGCAUUUCAGGUAUUACUGGAUUUUAAUUUUAUGUAUUUAAUGUGCGUUUAAAGAUCGGUAUAAAAUAAAGCUGGUUAAUCUAAA